Oncorhynchus kisutch (coho salmon) is the source of this 1803-nucleotide messenger RNA. Its product is annotated as probable assembly chaperone of rpl4. NCBI's taxonomy places the organism in Eukaryota, Metazoa, Chordata, Actinopteri, Salmoniformes, Salmonidae. The transcript is spliced from 8 exons. The record is from RefSeq and is a predicted model, not a curated record. The coding region runs from base 415 to 1029 and encodes 204 amino acids. Gene Ontology annotation, molecular function: protein binding.
ACACACACACACACACACACACACACUCCAGACAUACUCUCUCUUUCUCCUGUUUCAGACUGAGGAGUGUAUGGACAGUUUGGAGUUUGAGAUGGCGGGGAGGUUCUGUCAGCGAGCCUGACAACCUCCUUGCCCUGGACCUGCUAGGACACAUCCACUCUGAACUGGGAGACACAGAGAGGGCCAAGGAAAUAUCCUUCAGUGUGUGUGUAUGGUUUGAUUGCAUCUCUGUGUGUGUUGUGCAAAUGCACAUGCAUGUGUGUGUGUGUUCCUUAACCCCAGCUCUAAGUGUUUCUGCGUGGGGUACAGUUGAGUCCUGAUGAAGGUCAUAGUAAAUACAUGUCUCUAGGGCAGAUACAUACUGGCCAGGAGACUGUGCAAUACUAACUCAAAGGAAUACAGAUACUACUGUGUAUGCUGGAGAAACAUGCACAAGCCACAGCAGGAGCAGGAGCUGAGGCAGCAGCCUUCCCACUCCAGGACUCGGGGUCAGAGAUCCUGACAGCCAGAGACAUGUGUGUGGCCUACUGUUCUGUGGCAGAGAUCUACUUCACUGACCUCUGUAUGGAGGACAGGGCAGGAGAUCAGUGUCGAGACGCCAUAGAGAGAGAGCUGACCUAUCACCCUGACAACCCAGAGGCUCUACAGCUGAUGGCCAGCUACCUGUUCAGUACAGAGAAGAACCAGAAGGGGAGGGAGUACCUGAUGAGGAGUGUGGAUGCAUGGCUACCUGCCCUGAAACAGAGUGACGCUCCACCCAGCAGAGAGGACAUAGAGGAGGAACACACACAGAGUGACAUCCCACCGUAUGAAUCCCGCAUCACCACGGCCAAACUCCUCAUAGAGGCAGAAGAGUACGAGACAGCAGUAGAUGUGUUGGAGGGUCUACUAGAGGAAGAUGACGAGGUGGUGCAGGUGUGGUAUCUCUCAGGCUGGGUGUGUUACCUGCAGAUGGAGAGAACAAGGGAGGAGAGAGAAGAGAGCGAUGAGGAGAGAACAAGGGAGGAGAGAGAAGAGUGGGAGGAGUGAGAAGAGCGGGAGGAGUGUGAAGCGUUGAAGGAGGCAGCCAGAUCUUACCUGACCAAAGCCAAGAAGCUAUACGUGAAGUUGCGCUGUGACGACGGACCCAUACUGGAGCACAUGGAGCAGCUCCUGGUGGAACUGGGGGGUGAGACAGAGGGGGAGGAGGAGACAGACCCUGCACUGGAUGAAGACUUUGAGCUCUACAGUGACGAUGAGGAAGAGGAUACCAUGGAACAUUGACCUCACCCCUCUCUACCAGUGAUGUAGUGGUAAAACAGUAUGUUGGUAACGCUGAGAGACUUCCGCUGUGAAUAAAGUAAUGCUCUCCAUGUUUCCAAUGUCUUUUUCUGCGACAGGUGCGUAAAUAAAAAAAAGUGGGUAAACAGCGUUUAGACUGCAUACCACUCUCUACUUUUAUAGUACACUAUUAACUCAGACAUUAAAUAAAGGUAAAGUUUAUAGAGAUGUAGUUUACUAAGACCUCUUACCUAUCACUGUACACCUUACAAACUAGACCAGAUGCAACACUUGGUUGGAAAGCAGCAGAGUUGUGAGUGCAACAGUCGAUGGGCCCUUGAGUAUUCUCUGAAUCUCUCUCUCUCUAGAUAUUGUCUGUAUUGUGUUCUCAGAAGUGAGUUUCCCAGAAUCAUAUGACCUCUCUCUCUCUGUCAUAUUAGUGCUGAAUUGUUUUCUGUAUUAGAAAAGAGUGAUUGACAUGUCGACUCAAGCUUUGUUUCCAUUGUCCUCGAACGAACCAGAUAAAAAACAACUUCAAUGCUG